This is a messenger RNA of Heterobilharzia americana, 6138 nucleotides long. The record is from the annotation of a GenBank genome assembly. NCBI's taxonomy places the organism in Eukaryota, Metazoa, Platyhelminthes, Trematoda, Strigeidida, Schistosomatidae.
GACUUAAUCGCGGUUAUUCAACGUUAGAUAGCCACAUGGAUUCCUUUGAUGCUUAUGGCCCAAAUUCUCAGGCCCUAACGUUUUUCGACCCUGAAGAAAAUGAUCUAAUAGGUGGAGAUACUCAGGGGCCGGAUUACGACUGUUCCGAUUUUACUCUGCCUUCGCAGUCACAAACACAGGCGUCUCAACUUGAUUCCGACAAAAAUUGUUUUUCCCAGCAGCAUGACGAUUCAAACAGCAUAAACAUCCUUUCCCAACGUGUGGCAGACAUUGACUUCAAGGAUGACGAUGCCGAUUCCAAUACCGUUCUUCCAGAACAUGCAUGUGCUUACUGCGGUAUUCAUGAUCCAGCAUGUGUGGUAUUUUGUAACACUACAAAGAAAUGGUUUUGCAAUGGCCGUGGAAACACAUCUGGAAGUCAUAUUAUUAACCACCUCGUGAGAGCACGCGCGAAAGAAGUAACAUUGCACAAAGAUGGACCCUUGAAAGAUACUCUUCUGGAGUGCUAUGUUUGCGGAUCAAAGAAUGUGUUUUUGCUUGGUUUUGUGCCAGCAAAGUCGGAGUCUGUCGUUGUACUGUUAUGUCGUAACAUCUGUGCAAAUGCUAAUAAGGAUAUGUACUGGGAUCCUACUCAGUGGCAACCCAUAAUUCAAGGACGUCAGUUUCUUGCAUGGCUUGUCAAGGUCCCUACCGAUGAGCAACAAGCAAAAGCCAGACAAAUAUCUGCUCAGCAAAUUAAUCGUCUCGAGGAAAUGUGGAAGGAGAACCCGCAGGCUGCAGUAGAAGACCUCGAAAAGCCUGGGGCUGACAAAGAAGUAAACCCGGUAUUGCUAAGGUACGAGCAUUCAAGGCAGUAUCGAGAAGUAUUUAUCCCCUUAGUUCAACUGGAGGCUGAUUAUGACAAAAAGAUCAAAGAGUCACUAAAACUCGAAAAUGUGUCCGUCCGUUGGGAGACAGCCCUUAACAAGCGUCGAAUGGCUUACUUUCGUAUUCCUGGGGCAAAUGAAGGUCCUGAACUACGCAUUAUGCAUGGCGAUGAGUUAAUUAUGCGUCAAUUUAACAGCGCAAACGACUAUUUAGUUGGUAUUGGCCAUGUAAUCAAAGUACCAGAUAGUUUUAGCGACGAGGUUUGUUUAGAAAUGAAGCAAGUCAGUGAUACACCUUUAGAAUCUGUAACUUACAAAAUCGAGUUCAAGUGGAAGUCAACUCCAUUCGACAGAAUGAAAAUGGCAAUUUUAGCUGUCACAGAUGAGCAACGUGGUUUGUUACCACCGUAUAUAUUUUAUCGGUUACUGGGGCAAGAGUUAGAUGAUAUGGUGUUAAAAUGCAACCUGCCUAAGCGCUAUUCUGCACCAGACUUGCCAGAACUCAAUCAUAGUCAAGUGUUUGCUGUUAAGACAGUUCUUCAGCGUCCACUCAGUCUAAUACAAGGUCCACCUGGGACAGGAAAAACCGUAACUUCUGCUUCCAUAGUAUAUCACUUGAGUCGGAUACACCAAAAGAAAGUCCUAGUUGUUGCUCCUAGCAAUACAGCAGUCGACCAGCUAUGCGAAAAAAUUGAUCGAACAGGAUUAAAGGUUGUGCGGCUUUGUGCAAAAUCUAGAGAAGCGUUGGCUUCUCCUGUUAGUCGUCUUAUGUUGCAUAUACAGGCUCAGAAUGUAAAAGGACAUACUGAACUUCGGAAACUACAACAGUUGAAGGAUGAGACUGGUGAGCUGAGUCAGGAUGAUGAUGAACGGUAUCAAGCUUUGAAACGUGAACUUGAACGUGAAAUUCUAAUGGCAGCAGAUGUAGUUUGUUGCACCUGUGUAACUGCAGGUGAUGCUCGUUUGGAGCGCCUCAGCUUCCACUCAGUUUUAAUUGAUGAGUCUACACAAGCCACUGAACCAGAGUGUCUAAUACCACUAAUGGUGGGUUGUCGCCAAGUUGUCCUAGUUGGUGAUCAUUGUCAGCUGGGGCCUGUAAUAACGUGUAAGAAGGCUGCUGCCGCUGGGCUUACUCAAAGUCUGUUUGAACGAUUUGUUCUUUUGGGCAUCCGACCCAUACGCUUGCAGGUACAAUAUCGCAUGCACCCAGCGUUGUCUGCUUUCCCAAGCAACGUUUUUUAUGAGGGCAGUUUGCAGAAUGGGGUGACAGCAGAGGACCGUUGCAGAAAGAUUGAUUUCCCAUGGCCGAAUCAAGACAGACCUAUGUUUUUCUACUGCACAUCGGGACAAGAAGAGAUUUCUGGCAAUGGUGUAUCAUAUCUAAAUAGAACUGAGGCAGCAACUGUUGAGAAAAUUGUCACAAAGAUGCUUAAAAUUGGUGUUCAUCCAAAUACUAUUGGCGUAAUCACCCCUUACGAAGGACAGCGUGCUUAUCUGGCUCAUUAUCUUCACUAUUCUGGUUCUUUAAACGCUAAAUUGUAUCAAGAAAUAGAAAUUGCCAGUGUUGAUGCAUUCCAAGGUCGAGAGAAGGACUACAUUAUUCUUUCUUGUGUUCGAGCAAAUGAAAAUCAAGGUAUCGGAUUCCUUAAUGAUCCGCGUCGGCUAAAUGUUGCGCUCACUCGUGCUCGCUACGGAUUAAUUGUGGUUGGGAAUCCGAAGGCGCUUUGUAAGCAACCGCUUUGGAACCAACUGCUUCACUUUUACCGUGAUCAACACUUGCUCGUAGAGGGACCACUGAACAACUUGGGCGAAUACAUGCUACAGUUCCCCAGGCCAAAAGUUCCUUAUACUUUCAAACCUGGUGGACAUUAUCUAGCCCACCUUUCUGCGAAUCCCGCUUUGUUAAAUAGCAAUCAGUUAAACGGUCAAUUGAAUGUACAUUCUGCAAACCAAUUCAACUAUCUGUCGCACGUUUCAAAUUCAUCUCAACCUUGUUUCGAUAAUCCCAAUGGACCGACAGCCUUAGUAGCAGCAAUGGCGGCUGCAGCUGCCGCAGCUUACUUUGGAGGUUCUGGUUCAAAUGCUAGAUCAAAUGUUCCAACGUUGGGCGUACAUGGAUCUUCAACUCUCAAUCAACCUGGAGCAAGUCACGCUGCAGCGUAUGCUGUUGCAGCCGCUGCAGCUGCCCAACACCAGUCAAGCCAGUCAUAUUCAGGUCAGACAAAUGGUGGUUCUCACAAUAUGCCACAGCUGUUAAACCAGUCUUUAUUUGAUCAAGUAGGAUACAUAGGACCAAACAGACAAUAUGCAGAGGCAAAUGCCAGUUCAAGUAAGUGAUCUGUUUAGUAGCACUAUCCCACUACUUGGUGUCUCCUUUUAAAAUAUAUAAUCAAGAUCUCAACCUUCAGAAAGUGUAUCGAGUGCCCACAUGUACUAUUUUAGUGUUUAAAUAAAUUUAAGAUCUGUAGGACACUAUUUUAAUUUCUUCAUCGAACAUGACAAUACGGUCCAAACCGUAAUUUCAUCUUUUCAUUGAAGUCAUCAAGUGCGAACUCACGAUGUGAUGUCGCCUACUGACUCAGCGAUAUGCCCAGCUCCAUUUUGCGUAAACAGCUUUGUAGUAUCAUGAUUCCUCGCCUAACAAGUGACUCAACUUGGUACAUAAACUUGAGUAUGGAGGUGUAGCAUGUUGGUCUGGACACUGAACUUUCAACCGGUGGGUCAUAGGUUGGAAUCUCGCUCCACCUGGCAAGAUCUAAACAACUAGGUAGUAUCAUUAACCUUCACAAGCUAGGUGCGGCUCAUUACCUACUGUACGAGCAUGCAUGUGGUUUCUGAGUGCACUUCGAUUUUUAUUUGGUAUAAACAUGUACUGCACUGAGUUGCAAUAUUAUUUAUUGCCGAAGUCAUCAAGCUGAGCUAAUUGAUCUUAAGAGAUGGCUUGUAUUUAGUGAUAAUUAGUAUGAGUUACAAACACGGUUAAGGCUUCACAUUAUGGGUUUCACACGUCAAAAUUUGUCAGCAAAAGAUGGGGAUGAGUGCCAACCCAUUACACCAACCACUAAAAUAAAAAUGAAAUUUUGCCAGAGAGAUCUCAUUACUUGUUAAAAGACUAGCGUGCUACGUUGCUCUUUCUUAUAAAUGUGUUUCUGAAACAAAGCUACUGGAAAGAGAUGCAGAAAAAUGAUAUUUCAGACGAAAGGUUUUAAUGCGGCAUUGCUCACGUCUGAUAGAAUUGCUGUGUCAGCAUUUUAAGGGUUAGCUACAGGGUACUGCGCAAGGCAGGCAAAUCAACUGAUGAGUCUGUAAACCUUCACUGUUCGUUGUGGCUUAAAAAUAUGUUACUCAAACCGUUCUCGAAGCGCAGCGUUGCCCACAUCAUGGUUGAGUUGGAAGAAGGCUCAGAGUGGUGGUCAAACUAAGCCGUGGCAGCAGUCAGCGGAAUCUCUGGUUGUUGGUUCGAACCACAUUGGGAGGUGUGGACUGCCUGGUUGGGAUCCCCAAGACGAUGGGAAGCAAUGGUUGGAAAACUUUGGUGACGGCUAGAUAUCGGCACAAUGGUGCAGGCAUAUUCACUCUUCGACGUUUUCAAAUUUCUUUUCCGUCUGUGCGUUUAUACCUACUUUGAUACGACUAUUAUUUUGUUUGCUCUUUUCCUGAGUGUUAUUGUGAAGUGUAGUAACUAUAACCCGGUGAACUUCUGUUGGAUGUCCUACGUUGUCACUUUUUCUGUUCAACUGCAUAUUUUCCCCCACUCAUUUAUCGGGAUGCGCAUGGUGAGUCAAUUCAUCAGUGCAUGUUGACGAUAUCUAAUAGUAGCAUCGGUCGCUCUGAGUCCAUCAGAAGUUCCGAUUUCAGCACCCGCAUGGCUUAACGAUUUCUGCAAGUGACAUAUAUGAACCUGUAGUCGAAUGAAUUAAAGGCUUGACUUUGAACUAGUUGGUCAUAGAUUCGAAUAUCGAGGUUUGAGAAACCAAAUGGUAUCAUAACCCUUGCAUUGAUAUUCUUUAGUAAUGCAUGUGAUUCUACAUUUAGCUGUCGAUUUUUAAAAAAUAAUUUUUGUAGAUCUUCCUAUGCCACUAAGCAUGCUUAUGCCUGCUAGUCGAGUUUCAAAUCCUUCAAAUAUAGCCAAUCCUUUUGGUUCCUCUGGUCAUUUUGGAAAUGGCAAGUGCGGCACCAACCUGGGAACGGCUGCACCAUCCGGUAGAUCAGUUCAAGCAUUGGGCUCUCUAAAUAUGCACACCAAUCUCUCACAGUUAAAAACAGGAAGUACAAGAGCGCCAGGAGGUCCUCUUCCAGGAAGGACUAACGUUGGUUCUUCAGCACCUCGAUACCUUGGGAACGUGCGCCGAAACCUGCAAACUAGUUCACAAAAUGCUUCAACUGAUACCUCAAAGUCACGCCAAGUUGAUAGUGCUCAUAACGUUUCGAUGCAAUGUAAUCCUAAUGAUUCCAAUUCCGGCGUUGGCCUUCUGUCUCAACCUGGUUUAUCGGAAUUCUCAGGAACACAGGGGACAUCUAAUCUUGGGACCCUCGGAGUAUUCAGUAGCCAGUCACGUAAUGCUGGACUUUCCGGCUUGUCUCAGGAAAGUACUUCAUUAGACUUUCGUCUAGGCCAAGGUGCUAGUCAGCUGGACAGUUUACUUCUUUCACAGGACUCAACGUUUCAAGGUGCAACUGUACCUCCCAGCAAAAGGAAUUUGCAGAGGGGACCGGCUUUAUAUCAUCCUGGAAGUGAAGACCAUACCGACAUGAAUUUUGAAGCCGUUUUGGUGAAUGGAUCUGAGAUUGAAAAUAUUAGUAUCUCUCAAAAUGCUGUCAGCUGUGCGAGCAGUGGUGCACCGCUGUCGCAGUUUUAGAGAACUCAUUCGGCUUAGUUUUGAGCCGGAUAAUCACGGUCACGAACAAGCAUAUAGUUUCUCAAAGAGGAUGUGUGUUUACAGACAUCCUCAGAAGCAACGACGGAAAAAAAUCGAUUAACUUCAAAAUGAAUGGACCAGUGAAUCUCCGUUCAUAUACAUGACCUCUAAUGACUUGGUCACAUAGUUAUGAACAAAUGUUGGUGUUCUCCUUUUUUAUGCUUACAAGUGGUGCACUCCGAAGAUUGCACUACUUGCCUUAAAUUUCUGGAUAUACUGAUUUAUCCUAUAAUUGGCUUAAAGAUAUGUUUAUUUUCACGAUAAAUUCUUUGAUAUAUAAUGGGUUUACUUUAUCCUUACCCUUCUCACUUCCUUUGAUUUGUCUUAUAAGAAAUGUAGAAGUACUAAAUUGU